AUGCAGCGCACCCUUCAUGCGACUCGCCGAAUAUCUCACGGCGCUUCGCGCUUGGGAUGCGAGGUCAAUGCCACCAACGAGUACGGGGAGUACGACGGCGAGGCUCUGGCGCUAUACGGCCUUGAGAUGGUGGUGGAGCCCCACCGGGCGACCAGAAUAACGGUCUCCAGCCGCCUCCCGUUGUCGGAGAUCUCGGAGAAGUCGGAGAAAUCUCCGUCGCCUUCGCCGCCGUCAUCUUCGUCGUCCCGGCGGCGAUACUACUGGCUGCUGGUGCGGGCGGACAGCUCGGGGGCCGCGCUGGACGACGUGACCCCCCUGGUUGACGCCAGGGGGUACGACCGUUUCGUAACGGUUACGCUGACGGACGCCGGCGAAAAGUACGCGCUGCUGGUGCAACAGGUCGAGGGGGACGACGGGACGGUGGUCGCCGAGCAGCGAGUCACGAUCUCGUGCAAGUACGUACGCCGGGAGCUGAGGGGCUUGACGAUUGCGGAUCGAACCGGGUUCUUCGCGGCAAUGCGGGAGUUCUACACGGUCUCGCUGGAGGAGGGGAGGGCCUUGUACGGGGAUGGCUUCUACGACGCCAAGCUCAUGGCCGCGUACCACAACACGAGGGACUACUGCUUCCACAACGGGAUGCACUUCCUGAACGCUCACGCCGCCUUCGACCUUUGGGUCGAGAGCAACCUUCAGAAGAUCGACCCAAAGGUGUCUCUCCCCCAAUGGGACUACAUGCUGGAAGCCGCCCACCUCGGGACCGAGUGGGGGGACAGCGAGAUCUUCGGCCCGGACAUGUUCGGAUCGGCGUUGGGAUCUCCGGAUAACCAGUUCCAGAUCUCCGACGGCUGGUUCUCCAACAUCUCGUCCGUGUACGACCCGGCCGGUGACCUGCUGAGCGCGGAGGCGGACAUCAGCACGAAUCAUAAUCCUUACGGCUUCGUCGGCAGCACGUACAACUACCAGUCAAUCCCAGGCGUUUCGCGCACGAGCUCGUACUGCGGGCUGCAGGGCGUGUCCGAGUUCAGCAAGUGCGAAGUCUUCGUGGGCUGUUUCGAGGACAACAACAGCUUGUACGAGUGGGCCGUCUGCAUGGAGCAUUCGGUGCACGCCUCGAUGCAUGGCAUGAUCGGGGGCGGCUUCAACUGCAACGUCAACAUGGCCGAGUUUCAGGAGGCCAACCCCCAGUUCAGCCCAGAGCUGUUGACUUUCACUCUGCAGUUCCUGUUGGCCAACAAGUGGCCGUCUAACAGCUUGAUGGAGGACUUCAACUACUGCGACGAGGAUUGCGCCGUCGGUCAGACCCACCCGUGCGGGUGCACCUGCAUUACUGACCCUUUCGAGUGGACCGACGACGCGAUAUAUGACUUCAUGGAAGAUGCGAUGGAAACAUUGCAACUAAGAGCACAUGGAGAUCAGUUCAUCGACGAAGACAGAAGCGCUAGACAUCCGCUCGGCUUCGCACAGAAAGGGAAACGACUAGAUGACGAGUCAAUCAUGCUCCUGCUGCGCCAGCUGAUGGUUAUCGGAUGCGAGCCCGGCGAGGUGGGAGCGAUGAGCACCGGAGCCGCGCCUCUGGACCCGAUAUUCUGGGCGCUACACGCAGGCUUCGACAAGGCGCAGCACAUCCUGCAGCUCUCACCGGGGUACCGAGAUACGUACGACUUCGCGUGGGUGGACAGCGAGAGCUGUGACGACAUGUCGGGCGGCAAGCUCGACGAUCUCUACCCUUGGACAGAACGGAUGCUGGGCCUGGGCGACGGCACGGAGCUGCUGACGAACUCCGACCUGGUGGAAAUCCUCCACCCGUCGAACCCGAAGCUGCCGUAUGUCUACGAGGGGUUCAACAAGUGGGGCACUUGCACGGACUGGGACCCGUGUCCGGAGUGCGACGACGGCUCCCCUGCUUGAUUGCGCCAUAAGUUCACGUGACACUGCUGUGUUUGUAUUUUUACGAAACAGCGGUGGCUGCAGGUUUUGCGGUGCAUAAGCAAGGGCGCACGCAGUUUUUUUAUUGGUCGGCAGACGCCGGGAGUUGGGGGUGGUGGCACGAGUCUUUUUGUGGCCGUCGUUUUCCUUGCGAGUCCCAAGCUUUGCGGUGGCUCUGCAGAUGAGCACCUGUAUGUCCGCGGGAAGCGAGAGCUUGGUGGGAUUCAGCCGGCAUUGCCUGCUUGCGUGUUUCCCUUGUCCAAAUGCGACUGGCGCGGCAGUGCCGUUACUGUGUCGGACGCGAGGCUUGGUGGCAUGUUUUCUCCUCGUUGAAUGCUGGGGUUGACCGUGCCCCGCUGCUGCUGCUGCUGCUGCGUUGGCCGACUGAUGCUUCGUGUUACCCGAUUUGUAUUUGCCCAAGCAGAUGGCUUGGCACACACAUCCCAGUACGCGCGCGCGCAACGUCCUUUUAGGUGUGUACCCGUCGUGGGCCUGGGUCAAGUCCUUCCCCCGACUACUUUGUGCCGUUGGCGGCAUCAUGUGUCGUCCUUGGCGUGAGCCGCCGGCAGCUUUGUUUCAUGCUCGCGGUUCUGUCUCUCCGUUCUUUGGCCGCAGGCGUCGAUGCGGGAGUCGUUGCUGCUGAAUCUGCUGUUGGGUCGAAGGGUCGCGGGCCGUGUUGUUGUGUCUCUAACGUGGAUAACUCGACCCUUCGAGUCAAUCAGCGCGGUGCUGCUGUCAUUGUGUGUGUGCGUUUUUUUCUCCGUUCGCUUUCCUUGGGUAUGUAAGUCCAACACACGCAUUUCUGGCUUUUCAUUCUUGUCUCUGUCGGUGUUCGUGUUUUCUGUACGUACUUGUUUAUUUUUUCGGCCCAGUCAAUCGUAGCCUUGGUCUGCCCCCACGGCAGUCCGUCGCCCCGCUCAACAGAAGAGUGGUCCGAUUCGGCAUAUUUCACUCGCGAGACGAGACUUUUUCUCCCAAACAUGUUGCGGUUGGUGUUGUUGCGUACAGUUUUUACUGUGGUGCGGUUUUAUCCAUGCCAAGACGUGAUGCGUGGGGUGGUGGACUUGAUUCUGAAGUAGCAGGCCCCCAUGAAGCCGAGUCUCGAUGUAAGUACGUUUUCAAGUGUGUGUUUUUCAUUUCUAUCCACGUAAUUCACCUCCGUGCGUUGUUGUCGAGAGAUUUUUCCGAAAGUAAUAUGCCUCACGUGUUUUGUUGUUGAUUUUGAAAAAGAGUUUCCAACUGGUCGGAUCGGCCUGAGAAUAGCGGAGAGGAAAGCGCGACACGAUUAGAUGGGCCGUAUCGGCGGCGAUUUACACUCUCACGUAGGUGGAUGGGGAAUCCGCGGAACCCCCUGCAAGUGCUGUUGGAUAUCUCUGGUUGCAUGCGAUCGUUGCCUGAUUUGGGUCCGGCUGUAUGUUCUGUAUUCGAGUGUAAGGCAUGAAUUGUGGGCCUCUCGUUUUUUUUCUUGCGAUUGUUGGAGAAAUCGUCGCAAGUACCAAUAUUUUGCCUUGAAGGACAAGGCGGAAAGGGGUUCGGGUACGGCAUCAACCUGCUUCCGUUGCGAGUAUCAACAUUGCUUUGAAGGGCACGGCGGAAAGGGGAUUGGGUAUAAGAUCAAUCUCAGGACUGGUGUCGGGAUGACACUCAAAACUCCUUGUUCCUUUCGUCCGGGCCAUGAACGAUGCGUGAAAAGGAUCCUGAGUCAGCUUUUCUUCUUUUCUAGGAAUGAUCGUUUCGGGAUGUUGGCUCGAGGGCACGGUGGAAGAGGAGGGAGGUGGUGACGGUGCCGGACAGGCGACAAAACCAGCUUCUUCUGCUGUUGUGAUGACAACAGGUUCAUAUCUUCUGCUGUUGGGUUUAUUGGUUCGACUGAGAUACAUCAUGCAGUGACAGUGGUGUGUCUAGAGCUCGUGUCGUGAGGUGUUUGAUUGAACUUGACGUAAUGCGUACGGCGUACGGUUAACCUUUAGCAAUAUUCGGACGAUUGUAGCAUUGUAUGGUGUGUGGCGCUGUGUGAUUGCUGCCCAUUCGCAUCGACCUCGAUACCCGGGCGACCAAUGUGUGCGCGCUCUCCUGCAAUGCGUAAUCUGUGACUUUUUAUCCUAGUACACGGCUGUUGGACCCUACGCGCAGUAGUUUAUUCUGUUCUCAAAGUCUUGUCUGUAUUCUCAUCAGGUCAACAUGCGUUGGUGGUGUGAAACUUCCGCUCCAACCCUUGCCCUACCCGAUGCCGUUGGGCUGCAUGAAGCAUUUUUUCAAUGUCGGCUGAUGUUUGCCGUUUUUGUGCGACCCUCCCUCUGCAUGAGCGCGUAAUGAUACAUUUCGGGGGGGUAUGUCGGGCGGGCGUUCGUACUGCGGUGAUGAGUUCUCGGGGUAUCGGGUGAUCGUUAUGAUACACGGAGCGGGUUGGGCGGACGAAUGGUUGAUGGCCAAGCUUGUCUUGUGGUGUGAAUAGCGUUUCUCCGUCGAAGGCGGAAAUAUUGCUGUGUAGUUUUACCAAUUUCGGACUGAGGCUCCAAAGUUUCCAGAUUUUGAGAUAAGAAAGUUUCCUGGAAACUCUGUGCGGGUGAAAUUUUUCAGAUCUAAGCGGCUUCAUGUGAUUGGCUGUGGGGCAACAGUCCUCCCACGAACUUCCCCUGUCCGCAGGUGCUGUUGUUUUUUCGUGGUGCGCUGCGUGACAGCUAGCUGUGCACCUUGCUUGAUGACAAGGGGCUCUCACUGCUGCUGCUGUUGAGUUUGCGUGUGUGCGUGCGUGCGCGUGUCCGUGUCUGCAUCGCUCCCUCAACCCCAGGACACGAAAUCGCACCACACCAGUACGGAGACAGAAAGUGAUUACUGUACACUGGCCGACGACACCUCUGAACGAAGUGCUAUGUCGCGUUGCAAGCGUUCGGGAGAGA
Ectocarpus sp. CCAP 1310/34 is the source of this 4826-nucleotide messenger RNA. The record is from the annotation of a GenBank genome assembly. Lineage: Eukaryota; Phaeophyceae; Ectocarpales; Ectocarpaceae.